Messenger RNA from Cotesia congregata, 1935 nucleotides. NCBI's taxonomy places the organism in Eukaryota, Metazoa, Arthropoda, Insecta, Hymenoptera, Braconidae. The record is from the annotation of a GenBank genome assembly.
AUGUUUAAGAUACUCGGGAUUUUACUGCUGGCGGCCUUGAGUGUCAACGCGUUUAGUUUUGUAAAUAUAAUUAGCUACGCGAAAUAUUUGUACCCGCGUAACUUGACGUACCUGAACGCCGGAGUGGGCGGCAACGAGCUGUGGCGAGGAAUUUUGAAGGACUGUAGCAAGAAAUUAACAUUUUCGUGCUUGCAAAAGAACGCGUACAGUUAUUUGGACAACACAUUGGGAGAAAUAGACAAUGUGACCAUUUUUGACGGAAUUUUGAUGACCAAAAAUAACCUGGACUAUGGAACAUGUGAGAAAAAUUGUGAAGAAGACACUUCUGAAGAAGAUAAUUUGGUAGAAGAUCGCAGCUACAAGGAAAACUUCAAAGCUUUUGAAGAACCGGAAACUCCCUUGGAAGAAGUUACUUCUGCGUUGAGGCAUAAAACGGUCAAAUUUUUGGCGACACGUGACUACGAAAUCCAGCUUCCAGAGUUUGUUUUCGAGAAGGCUAAAAUCAAAAUUAGUCCUCGAGAAAUUGACUCGAAUGGAGCGCUGGUACGAAUCGAUUUUGGGUCUCCUUUGGAGCAGCAAGGCCGCUUAUUUAAAAAAAUUCGCAAAUUCAUCCAGAACCGGUUGCUGCUGAGUUUCCUGGCACUGAUACUCAUUAUUAAAUUGAUCAAGGUCAAGUUCAUGUUCGUGAUACCUUUCUUGUUUGGAGUGACCACUGCUAAGAAAGUAUUUUUGAAGCUGUUGCUGUUUUUGAUCCCGCCGUUCGCCCACGUGUUUAAACUAUGCUCCAGUUAUUUCAACUCGCACACAAAGUUUCAUCAUCACCAUCACCAUCAGAUCGCCCAUCAUCAUCAUCACGUUCCAGUUCCCGUUCCAAUGCCAGCACCCACGUACUACGACCCACAUCAUCACUCACCUCACCCGCCUUAUCAAGAGGAAGAAUUUCAAGGUUACGAUUACGCGCAUCCGCACAUCCAGCUGCGGAAAGACAUGGAAGAGCUGAAGGAGUGGGGAAUAGACUCGUUCACGGAUUUGCAUGACGAUUACAACAAACUGACCCCCGUCCAGCCUCAACUUAAUAAUUACGGCAAUCUUCAACCUCAGUAUCUGAAGCCAGCUCAGCUUCAGCCUCAGCCUCAACCGAUAAAUGUGGCACAUGCUCAAAGUUUGGCUUACAAUGGGUAUCUCGAAGAUCAGAACCAGAAAUUACAUCGACGGAUAUCAGGUGGAUCUGUGCCGGGAGUGCCAGUGGGAGUUGGAGUUGGAGUCGGAGCACCAGUGCCUAGUGUCCCAAUUCCCUCAGUCCAGCAAGUACCAGUUAAUACUGCGUCAAUUAAACACACUCCCGUUGCACCUGCACGUAAUGAUUUCAAGUCCAAUGCUCACACACAUGCUCUUGCCACCAACAGCAACAACAACAAUAAUAAUAAUAAUAAUAAUAACAAUAACAACAGGCAAGUGCAUCCUGUUUUUGUGCACUCACAUCAGCCAGUCGCGAGCUCCAAUCUCCAGCAGCAGACACAGAUAAAUAGACUUACUCAGCAGCAACAGCAGCAGCAGCUUAAAGUGACGAAUAAAAAAAAUACCGGUGAACUUGGUCACGUUACUAAUCAAGUUGAGCGUGUCGCAGUGACUCAAGACGAUUCUUUUUAUGGGCCCAUACUUCGCAGACUCGACGAAAUUUUUUUGCAACUUAAAUUCAGUGAAGAGUCUUGUAAGGAGAGACUCAUUUGUAGCAUGUACAAAAAUCCAGCAAUUUAUUCACCGCAUAGUAAUAUUGUGUCUAAUGAGUUAUCUAGAGAUCCGCAAGAACUGAAGCGUAAAAGUACCGGUAGUGCUUCUAGCCAACGUUUUUACCGGUACAUAUCUGCCGCAAGGUUGGGGCAAGAAGGCGGCGACUGUCUGAGAAGCUAUCCAUGUCACAUAAACACAGAGUGA